Penicillium samsonianum is the source of this 1248-nucleotide messenger RNA. Its product is annotated as Cytochrome P450. The transcript has a single exon. NCBI's taxonomy places the organism in Eukaryota, Fungi, Ascomycota, Eurotiomycetes, Eurotiales, Aspergillaceae. The record is from RefSeq and is a predicted model, not a curated record. The coding region runs from base 1 to 1248 and encodes 415 amino acids. Gene Ontology annotation, molecular function: oxidoreductase activity, acting on paired donors, with incorporation or reduction of molecular oxygen; heme binding; iron ion binding.
AUGCAUAUUUUUAUUUACGUUAUUGUCGCCGUCAUUGGUCUUUCCUUGUCCUUUGCGCAUUGCUAUCAAUUUAACGCAUUCAACUUCAGCAGGUGCUGGCGCAUAAUCGGAAGAAAACCUCUAUUCAAAAAACGCUACAACCGACUGACUCCACUGCAGUCAAGAGCUAUUCCAAACCAAAGACUUCGUGUUGCCUUUGGAAUUGAUAACGCAUUCACUAGCCACGAAGAGUUUCGUGUGAAGCAAUUUAUCGUCCAAGCAAAAAGUCUUAUCAACCUUAGCCCAACCGCUUGGAACCUUCUUUCGGACAUCGCCCACAGGGCAGUGCGGCGCAGCAUCAAAGAUACAACGGCUAACGGUCACGGGGAGAUAAAAAUCCGUGUUAUGGAUCUGGUCCAAGCAUUGACACUACGAAUGGUUCUUCAGGUGCUGUUUUCGAUGGAAGACGAAGCCCUCAACCUUCCUGACAGUUGUUUAAUCGAGCUUGCCAACGCAAUAAACAUCACCUGGAUAAAUUCAAAGAUUAAAACAACAUCAACUCCAUUCGAAAACAACUCCCACCUUCAAGAGGCCAUCCUGGGUAUAUUCCCUGCAACACAAGACCUGAACCCGCAGAACAACCCGCUGAACAUGAUCCUGCCUGGCUUUGAAACCAUGUGGCGAAUUGCUAUAUGUAUGUUUAUUGAGACAGGAUAUACUACCGGCUUUCAACAUCCAGAAUGGCGAACGCAACUAGCCGCAUUUGCUCGCACUCCCAGCAAAGCCGUGUUCGUGCAGAAGGUCGGUAUAGAUAACGUCUCGGUGGAACAACUUGUGAAUGAGGCACUGCGUCUGUAUCCACCUACAAAAAGAGUGUAUCGAGCCUUUCAGUGUUACGAGUCAAGUGUCUCCGAGGUCGAGGCCGCAGAUAUCGAGGGGUCUCACACAGCAGCGCACAUCUGGGGAUCAGGGGCCAUGUUCUUCGACCCAAAGCGAUGGGAUGCUUUGACAAGCACGCAAAAACACGCAUUUAUCCCGUUCGGCAAAAAGCCGUUUGUUUGCCCUGCGCAGAGUGUAUUCGGACCUAGGGUAAUUGGGCUGAUUGUGGGCGUCUUAUUAAUGGAACUAGGGGAGGAUUGGACAUUGAAAUUUAUUGGAAGUGAUGGCAAAGACCUACGUCCGGAGACGAGGCUAAGCAACGAGCGGAAUUCGUAUGAUUGCCUGUACCUAACCCAUGGGGGUAAUUCUUUUGCGCCUCAAGGGAACUAG